AUGAGCUUUGAACUUUCGUUUAUUGGCGCUUCUGGCGGCCCGCUAGAAUCGGGAACUUGUGCCCUCAUCAUAAAACCCGCAGAGAUCUCCUAUAGUGAUAUCAUCUCAUCGCAAGAGCCCCAGCUACUUGUGAUUGACGCCGGAGCAGGCAUUUUUGCGCUCUCCCAGAUCAUAGCGGACCCAGACGCUGUUCCGCUCCGCACACUUUCGCUUUAUAAAGAUUCUCUUCCGCGAGAACAGUACACUUCUGUUCCCCAGACCGACCCGUUUGCUGGUUUGGCAAAAGAGUUUGAAGCUACAUCUUCUUGUUCAGGCGCAUACGCGGCGCUGCAAGCUGUCAUUGGCCAGGUCCACAGUGUGCUUGUAACACAUCCACAUUUGGAUCAUAUUGCCGCCCUUGUGCUUAACCUGCCCGGUCUCCAGCGACAAGGAAGAGCUCCUUUGACCGUUUGCGGCUCGCAGUUCACCAUAGACGGGCUCCGAAAUCAUGUGUUCAACGACAGUGUGUGGCCAGACUUGAUCCUGCCAGGCUUACUUGAACUUCGAAAGGUGAAGCCAACAUUGCCCUUUUCGACGCCGAAAGAAAUUUUCACGGUGACGAUGUUUGAAAUCAGCCAUGGCCGCGGUGCCUGUGGCGCUCCAUAUCCGUCGCUGGCGUACUUGUUGCAUCAUAAUAGCUCUGGAGCUGAGAUUGCUGUGUUUGGCGAUUUCGAGUGUGAUCUGGUACUGGGAACCGCUCAAAACAGUGCCAUUUGGCAUGCCGUGGCGCCGCUGGUCGACGCGGGCACGCUUAAGGCUCUUGUGGUGGAAUGUCUGACGCCAACACUCCCGCCAGGAACAGAGUUGUACGGCCAUUUGACACCACCGCACCUCGCUUCAGAAUUAGAAGCCCUUGCGGCACUUUGCCCACACCGACAUGAUCUAGCCAAUCUAAAUGUAAUUGUGAGCCAUGUGAAAGACCUGCCUUGGGGCACAGAUCCUCGUCGCCAGAUUUUGGACGAGCUCCGACAAUUGUGUGACGAAAAAGGGUUAGCCGUGCAUAUUUCCGUGGCUUUGAGCGGGAUGCUGAUGGUAGUAUAG
Messenger RNA from Clavispora lusitaniae ATCC 42720, 1080 nucleotides. RefSeq names its product 3',5'-cyclic-nucleotide phosphodiesterase PDE1 (gene PDE1). Lineage: Eukaryota; Fungi; Ascomycota; Pichiomycetes; Serinales; Metschnikowiaceae. Gene Ontology annotation, biological process: cAMP catabolic process; negative regulation of glucose mediated signaling pathway. Gene Ontology annotation, molecular function: 3',5'-cyclic-GMP phosphodiesterase activity; 3',5'-cyclic-AMP phosphodiesterase activity. The record is from RefSeq and is a predicted model, not a curated record.